Messenger RNA from Xenopus laevis (African clawed frog), 2919 nucleotides. Its product is annotated as type I TM-receptor XFL1.5 L homeolog. Lineage: Eukaryota; Metazoa; Chordata; Amphibia; Anura; Pipidae. The record is from RefSeq and is a predicted model, not a curated record. The transcript is spliced from 15 exons. The coding region runs from base 131 to 2572 and encodes 813 amino acids.
UGAAAAACAUGAAACACAGAUGUGCAGCAAUUUGUUCUGAGCUAAAGGAAAGGGGAAGUGAAAAUGAGUUUUGCAUGUGUCUCCUGAUGUACAGUCGCCCCCCACUCUCAUAUACACUGAUACAGACACCAUGUCUCCUCUCCUCAUACUCAUCCUGCUCUCAGGUAUUACAGAAAAUCAAGGAGAUUCCUCUAUACCCUUUGUGAGCUUUGAUCCAAAUUGGGCCACUGUAUUCACCAAGGAAUCUGUAACUCUCACCUGCAAUGUGGAUCCCCCUGAACCAAGAGACCAGAGCUAUUAUUGGUACAAAGACAACAAUUUCAUCCGUAUGUAUCAAAAGAGUUUUAAAAUUGACAACCCCAUAGUGAAAUAUGGAGGAAGGUAUCAGUGCCAAAUCAGUAAAGGCAAUAAGAGUGAAGCUGUCAGACUCCAAGUCAGUCACGGUUGGCUCGCACUGAAAGUACCAGCGUUUGUAUUUGAAGGGGAUGAAUUAUAUGUGUCCUGUGCAGGGUAUCCUGGGUAUUCUGCCAGAGACGCUGUGUUGUACAAGGACAAUAAGGUUAUAGGAUCCUCUCCCUCUGAUGCCGAUUUUCUGGUUGGAAGAGCAAACAUGGCAACGAGUGGUUUGUACAGAUGCACCCGACAAGUGAAGGACGGUGUCAUAUAUUAUAAUUAUGCUAGUGAAGAAUAUAUUUUUGUAAGAGAGCUGUUCUCCAAACCAGUGAUGGAAGUGAAUCUAAAUCACCCAACAGAAGGAGAUCACAUGACCAUAACAUGUGACACAAAGCUCAGCCCACGCAGAGCGACUACAGAGCUGCAGUUUGUUUUCUACAGAAAUGGGCACAAUGUGCAGGGAUUCAGUUUUUCCAAUGAAUACGAUGUCUCCUCUGUUCAGCUGGGGGAUUCUGGGAAAUAUACCUGUGAGGUUAGAACAAAAAAACAGACUGUGGAGAAGAGGAGCAACGAGAUCAAUAUCCAGGUGACAGAGCUGUUCUCCAGACCAGUGAUGAAAGUGAAUAAAAAUCCCCUGACAGAAGGAGAUCACAUGAGCAUAACAUGUGACACAAAGCUCAGCCCACACAGAGAGACUACAGAGCUGCAGUUUGCUUUCUACAGAAAUGGCCACAAUGUGAUGGGAUUCAGUUUAUCCAAACAAUACGGCGUCUCCUCUGUUGAGCUGGGGAAUUCUGGGAAAUAUAGCUGUGAGGUUAGAACAAAAAGCAAUACUGUGCAGAAGAGGAGCAAUGAGAUCAAUAUCCAGGUGGCAGCUCAACAAGCUUCCAAGGUCACAGUGAGACUUGAACCACCCCAAGGGCAGAUUUAUGCAGGAGAGAAGUUGGAGGUAUUUUGUUCUGUGGACAAAGUGGCUGAUUCAUUGACAUUUUCAUGGUGUAAACACAAUGAAUUGCACUGUGAAGGGAAGACGGCACGUUCUAAAGAGCAACAUUUUGUGGUGGAAGCUGUACCUGAAGAUUACAGUGAGGAAUAUCAAUGCAUUGUUACUAGAGAAUAUACUCAGGAUUCCAUCAGAAGCACAAAAAUCAAGAUAUCUGUCAGUGUCAGACUACCCCUGCUGACAGUAAGUCUUAAAGAAGUUGCUGUGGGUGAUAUAGUGGUUCUUCUCUGUGAGUCCAAGAGUCGCUUCUUCCCCAAGGAAUAUCAGUUUUAUCACAUGGAGGAUUUCUUAGGAAGCAUCAAAGGAGACCAGAAAGCAGCAGCACAAUUCAAUGUGACCAUCACUUCUCUCACCAUGGCUGGUCCCUUUAUCUGUGUAGUGCAGAAUAAUGUCUUCAGUCCUAAGAGUGAAGGAGUCACUUUGUUUGUGAUGGAACCGGUGGAAAAUGCCACCAUUAGUCCUGGAAUAGAUGUUCUUGAGGUCAUGAUGGAACACAGCCUGUGUUUGACCUGUUCUGUGGCAAAGGGCACCAAUCCAUCAUUCCUCUGGUUUUACAAUAAUGAGAAAGUAGAAAAUUUUCAUGUCUCGGGAUUGUAUCAGGUUGAGUAUGAAUCCGAGAAGAUACUCUGUGUAGAUCCUGUGCAGCAGCAUCAUGCAGGGAUAUACCAGUGUCAGGCCAGUAACCAGCUGCCUCACAACAAGACAUUCAUCGCAAAAAGCCACAUCGUCACCAUAACUAUUACAGAGAGGAGCUAUGCAGUGAUGGGCAUAGGAAUCACUUUGGCAUUGCCGAUACUCGUCGUUGUCAUGGCUCUUCUUCUCUACAAGUUCAGUAAUGCAACUUCCUUAUCUUUCUUCUUCUGCCACUUUUGCCCACCAAGCCCAGGUGGUUCAUGUAGUAAUACUCCAGCUAGACAACAAGAAACAGCAAGACACCAGGAAAUGGACAGAGAUUCCAGUUGGGAGCAGAACCAGUACAUUGAUGCACCAAUGGAAGACCCUGCAAAUGAAAAGGAUGUGUGUUACACCUACAUAGAUAUCAAACCCACUCCAAAAGGUCCAUCUGUUCCCACCAGUGAACAAGGUGAAGGCUCUGUUACAUACGCUGUUGUGAAGAGUUCUGCCAUUCAAGGGGGACCCAAGUCUAUCGUCUAUGAGAACUUCAAUGCCAAGUAACGUCAGUAAUGAAGUCUAUGAAUGGAUUAUUAAAUAGUGACGUAUUUGUGAAUACUUGUCUAUGGACACUUACUGAACAGUUACUCAUUAGUUCACAAGAAGACACUUCUUUGAAGUUGUUGCUAAUGGUGCCAAUAAGUCAGACACAUUAUUACUACAGGGAUAGGAACCACCAGUAUCCUAAUUAAAAACUAAAAAUGUUGUUAAGUUCCUUUAGCUGGAAGAAGAAUGUUGAAUACUGUACUUGAGUACCCAUAUCAUGUCUUUUUCUAAUGAAAUCAGAACUCCAACAUGUAGGCAUGUGAACUGUCUCCUCUGAUAUUAUAAUAAAGUUUUCUUAUUUGUGC